AUGGCUUCAAACUUCGGAAAAGUCACGUCAAACCAAGAGGUACUUGUUAAAACUGAAAAGGAAGAUGCUGAAAUCAAUGCGAUGGCUCUUAAAUUAAAAGAGAUUUAUAGAAAAAAUGCUUUAGCCGCAGCAAGACAAAUACGUGCUUCUCCGGCUAAGGUUUAUACUAACAAAGCCAAUAGAACAGUAGCUUUGGUCAUGACAUCAGCAAUCACAAAUAAUAAUACACAAAAAAAUAAUGAAGAAGAAUUAUUUGAACAAUGUGAAGAUAUAGAAAGUAGAAAAUCAAGAUUUUCUUGGAAAUCAAUCGCAGGAUUCCAUUUACCGUACAUUAUACGCUUAAUUAAUGGUGAAUAUUUAAAGUUUGUAUCUACACGGAUGGCUGAAACUCACCUACUUAGCAAUUAUUUACAUCAUUUACAUUCAGAUAUUUAUACAUCAUGCACAUCAGUAAAUGGUCAUUUUAUCACUAAUUCAGAAGCAAAGCUAUUAAAUGACAUAAACUAUAACCAUACGAAUUGUGUGUACGGAAAAGAAAUAUUCAUUGCAGGGAAAGAUUUGAUUGCCUCUUUAGAAGAUGUUCAUGAAUUUUAUACAUUCAUAGAAGUAUGUUAUAAAAAAUUACUGUGUAAUGUUUCUCCAGAUCACAACGAAAUAUGCGGUUUUAUACGUAUUAACUCUGAGUCCGUUGUACCAUAUUGUAUUAAAGAUGGCCAAAAGUUUGUUCCAAUGUUCUACUUUGAAGGAGAAACAGAAAACCUAAUAAAUCGAGCUAUAAAUUUAGAAAAUUGGAACUUGUCCUAUCUAAAGUUCUGUUGUAAAGUUCAGGGUAUCAGAAAUGAGUUGUUUGCUAGUAACUCUUGCACAGUGGCCCGUCUUGAUGAUAUUAAGAAAUAUUUUCCACCAGAUACAAAUUUUGAGGAAUAUUGGCCUGCUAAGGUGGUUGAUUCAUAUCUUCUAACUAAUCAGAAGUCUACACAUGUCAGUCCAUCCAGUGCCUGGAUCAGAGCACCCCCUGAAGUAGUACCUCUUAAAAAUACUAUUUCUCACACUUUACCAGCACCAGUACCACAGGGUACGCCAGUGAUAAUGAAUACUUAUCAAAACGGAUGGCCACCAAAUCAAAUGGUUAAUUCAUAUAGCACUCAUGUCCAACCAACAUCAACAACUCGUGCCUACUCUAUAUUGACUGGAAAUCAAAAUAUGCCAGCCCACUGCUAUAACACGUUUUCAAUGGAUUCACGGGAUUCAACAAUGUCUCAAAGCAACGUUUCAUUAAGCGGUAUGGGGCAUGUACUACCACCGCCUCUAGUUCAUGCAGGCAGCACGACACCAGUAAUUGGCCAAUAUAUGACAACUAUGUACAAUCCAAUGACCAAUGGCAAUGUGAUGUCAUACUCAAAUCAAAUUCGACAAGUAUAUAGUCAACGUACUAUUAAUAAUAGCCAAGCCCAACAACAGUUGCAGCAACAACAACAACAGAUAAUUUCUACUCCUCAAACUCAAGAGUCAUACAGUGGCCAACCUGUGUAUGGUCGUUUCACCAACACUCAACAGCGCAACGCCUUGAGAAAUGUUGCGCCCAUCAUAACAACUGAAAUCAUUGACUUAUCAACUCCGCCAUCAAGCCCCGUUCCUUCACCUGAACCAGAGACUUCUCUCUGCCCUAAUGUUGGAUGGGUAUUGACGAGAAUACCUGAACGGAAAUUUCUACAAGGCUCAUCAACUAGUGCUGCAUACAAGAUCCAAAAAACGACACUUCAAGGGCAAACAAUCCACUGCAUUAAUGCCAAACCUUACAUAUAUUCAGAUUUGAUGGUGACCUUAGAUGACCUAGUUAAGAUGAUGUUACCUUCGUGCACUAUUGAGCGUUGCGCUCACAUUUUGAACAAAUUCUUGAAAACGACACUAUUCAGUGGCAAUUCUGAACAGUUAUCUGUAUUGCAAGAUAACGGACGCAUCAGGUCGAUGUACCCUGAAGACACACCAAUGGCCAUGCUGCAAGAUAUUGUGAAAGUGUUUUUGCAGUUAAGGACAUUGGUGUCCAAGUCAGACGAUGAAAUACAGCAGUUUUAUCAAUAUGUUAGUGUGCCGUCAAAGAGACAACGCACCAGCUAA
Macrosiphum euphorbiae (potato aphid) is the source of this 2118-nucleotide messenger RNA. Lineage: Eukaryota; Metazoa; Arthropoda; Insecta; Hemiptera; Aphididae. The record is from the annotation of a GenBank genome assembly.